AUGAUGCCCGCGAGGGCGAUCCCGAAACCCAGACAGACUCGUUUAACUCCCUUUAGGCCCCCGACCCAAACGACCCGGUCCACUAGCGCAGCCUCUAGCAUUUGCUGUGCAGAGCCCAUUCCUGCGGCCGACCUAGGUCUUGCGAGUAGAGAGACAACGUCGCCCUCCUCCAUUUCAUUUGUCGGCAACUCCACCAGGCGGGGAGUCUGCCAGCGCGCCUCCGGUCUCUUCGUCGGCAAUUCCUCCAAUUUUCCGGUAGCGAGCCGCCCGCUUUCGACGUUGCAACCUCAGGUGAUUCUUUCUCUCUUCCAGUCGACGUCGCCACUUGUUCCUGCACCUGAAGCUGGCAACAUCAUGAUGGUCCAAAUCGCCUUACCACUCUUUUGGAACGUCAUCCUCCUCUUUAAUCUCGCGAUUCGAAGCUUCGGUGAAUACUCCAUUCUAUAA
Molecule: messenger RNA, 447 nt
Organism: Linum trigynum
Lineage: Eukaryota; Viridiplantae; Streptophyta; Magnoliopsida; Malpighiales; Linaceae
Source: the annotation of a GenBank genome assembly